Molecule: messenger RNA, 1179 nt
Organism: Penicillium cosmopolitanum
Lineage: Eukaryota; Fungi; Ascomycota; Eurotiomycetes; Eurotiales; Aspergillaceae
Exons: 5
Coding region: 1-1179 (392 amino acids)
Source: RefSeq, a predicted model, not a curated record
AUGGCCAUCAAAGUGCCCCCGGGCCAGUCGCCGCCUUUCGAGACGAUAGACGACAAGCAUCAUGCCGGGAUUAUUAUCAUAAUAGCCGCCAUCUGCUUGGUGAUCUCGCUGGUCAGUCUGUUGAUCCGAGUGUAUGUGCGGAAGUUUCUUAGUCCGUCAUGGGGAUCAGACGAUAUAAUCUUGCUGGGCGCCACGAUUACUGCGGUCGCCGAGUCAAUCAUUAUAUUUCACUCCUCGAGUAUCGGAUUCGGGACCGAUAUAUCACUGGUGGCUGAAAAUGCCGUCAAUCGCAUACAAAAUUCCCUCGUUACUGCCGACAUACUCUAUCUAUUAACUCUUUACCUCUCGAAAUGCUGCGUUAUCGCUAUCUACCUGCGGUUAACCCCGCGGGAGCGCCACAAGAGCUUUCUGUGGGCGACAUUAGGGUUGAGCACAGUGGGUGUUAUUGUUUCAGUGCUGGUUAUCUCGGUCGACUGCGAGGGAAAUAAGCCGUGGGCUAUACCUGGCGUACAGUGUCAGAACCUAUUCGCCCGCUGGCAAGCGAUUGCCGCGCUUGACAUCUCAACCGAAAUUCUACUUUUUACUUUCAGCAUCGCUCUGGUUUGGGGUCUACAGAUGCAUAAUUCACAUAAAAUCGUGAUCAUAGUAUGCUUUGCAGCUAGACUACCGCUAAUAAUAUUUUCGUCACUUCGUCUCUCCGCCCUCAGAGAAUACGCAGCUACUGAAAAUCCUACCCUCGCCGCAAUUGGCCACACAGUCUUCACCCAACUCCAGCUCAACUAUUCGCUUAUAGCAUGCACGGUAUUUUGCCUACGCCCCUUCAUGAGCGCCCUCACAACCCACUACGGCACAGCCGGCGAUUCCAACCUCGGCAGCAGUAGCGGUGGUUACGGUUACGGGUAUGGAUCCGGGAGACAGGGAAAUACCGACCCCUACGCCUCGGGGCGGUCGCGGGAUUAUGAGAUGGGAAGAGUGAUGGGGCGGGCCGUUCGCCGAGCAAGUGGGGUGUUUAGGGAUAGACCAGAUGUGACCGAUGGGAGGGGCAAUAAGACAGUUGUCAGUGAGGCUGCGAGGCCGGGGCACUCGAGGGAGGGAGGCAGCAUACACAGUGGAAGUGAUGGAAGCACAAGGAUGAUUAUCCGGAAGGAUGUAGAAUAUUCUGUUUCAGUGGAAAACUGA